GUGGGGCUACCGGCCUGGCGGGGAGAGCGAACAGCAGCGCGGCAGGCGGCAGUGGGAGCCCGAGCCCAGCCGCUCUGGGAGUCCCCUCUCCCUGGGCCGGGCCAGCCGGGCGUUAGGGGAACAGCGGGCAGGCGCCAGCUGUCAACCCCACUGCUGCCCGGUGAGUGCUGCGAGAGCUGGGGCGAGCGAGCUGCCUGGACCAGGCAGAGGGUGUCUAGAAGUGACGCAGCCCUCCCUCUGGAGCCAUGGGUAGCCCGGCCACCACUGCCCUGCACAGGGCUGUCUGCACGCUGCUCCUGGCCUCCCUGGGCUGUGUCACCGGCCAGCCGCUGGGCGGGGAGUCCAUAUGCACGGCACGGUCGCUGGCCAGGUACAACCUCGCCUUUGCGGGCAAGUGGAGCCAAACAGCCUUCCCCAAGCAAUAUCCCCUGUUCCGGCCGCCUGCACAGUGGUCUUCGUUGCUGGGGACAACGCACAGCUCUGACUACAGCAUGUGGAGGGAGAAUGAGUACGCCAGCAAUGGGCUGCGGGACUUCGUGGAGCAGGGCGAGGCCUGGGCCCUGAUGAAGGAGAUCGAGGCUGCCGGGGAGAAGUUGCAGAGCGUGCAUGCAGUGUUUUCAGCCCCUGCUGUCCCCAGUGGCACAGGGCAGACGGCCUCAGAGCUGGAGGUGCACCCCAGGCACUCGCUGGUGUCCUUUGUGGUACGCAUUGUCCCCAGCCCCGACUGGUUUGUGGGUGUGGACAGCCUGGACCUGUGUGAAGGGGGCCGCUGGAAGGAGCAGGUGGCCUUGGAUCUCUACCCACAUGAUGCCGGGACAGACAGUGGCUUCACCUUCUCCUCCCCUAACUUCGCGACCAUCCCGCAGGCCACGGUGACCGAGAUCACAUCCUCCUCGCCCAGUCACCCAGCAAAUUCUUUCUACUACCCGAAGCUGAAGUCUCUGCCACCCAUGGCCAGAGUAACACUGGUGCGGCUCCGGCAGAGCGCCAGGGCCUUUGUCCCACCUGCCCUAGACCUGGUCAGCAGGGGCAAUGAGAUCACUGACAACCUCUCAGUUCCAGAAACGCCGCUGGACUGUGAAGCGUCCCUGUGGUCAUCCUGGGGCCUGUGCAAUGGACCCUGCGGGAAGCUGGGAGUCAAGAGCAGAACUCGCUACGUCCUUGUGCAGCCUGCCAACAAUGGCACACCCUGCCCCAGCCUUGAGGAGGAGACCGAGUGUGUCCCUGAUAACUGUGUCUGACCUAGGUCUGGAUCACUGAGGACUCCCAGGCGGACAGGCCGAGGGCUGACAGGGGGUCCUGCACGACCUCCCUCGGAGGCAGCCAGGUGAUGGCUGCGACAGGUCCCUUCUGCAGGCGUAGGAAUAUGGAGCCCAUGAGUCUCCGCUCUACAUCAUGUCCCUGUAAUUUAUUGCUGUUCCUAAGGCUGCCUGUGAUGCUGGCAAGAGGACGCAUCCAGGAGCCCUGCACCCACAAGACUGUUAAAUACCUCGGACCUGGUGCCUAGGCCACCACAGCACCCCCUCCCCCGGGGCAAGGUGGCCCCCAUGCUGCUCCUGGUACUGAAGCUGGGUGACACCCAGGAAACACACCGAGAGGGAUGGUUUUGGAAAUAUGGCGCUUUCAUUUAUUGAUUUCUGCAUCUGAAUAAAGGCCAUCUGUUCCCGACAAA
Molecule: messenger RNA, 1672 nt
Organism: Heterocephalus glaber (naked mole-rat)
Lineage: Eukaryota; Metazoa; Chordata; Mammalia; Rodentia; Bathyergidae
Gene: Spon2
Product: spondin 2
Biological process (GO): cell adhesion
Cellular component (GO): extracellular matrix
Source: RefSeq, a predicted model, not a curated record